Alternaria alternata is the source of this 1386-nucleotide messenger RNA. RefSeq lists its product as hypothetical. The coding region runs from base 1 to 1386 and encodes 461 amino acids. Lineage: Eukaryota; Fungi; Ascomycota; Dothideomycetes; Pleosporales; Pleosporaceae. The transcript has a single exon. The record is from RefSeq and is a predicted model, not a curated record.
AUGGCGGCCAAGACAGCGUCGCUUGGCGGGCUACCAGACGAGCUGGUACUGGAAAUUCUGAAUCAUUUCCAUACCAUUCGCUCAUAUGAGACGCAAUCCACAGCCUUCAAAGAUCAAGAAAAGGAGAGAACACGCCAAUCCGAAAAUCGCAUACUCAAACGAUCGCUACGCAAUCUUUGUCUAACGUCCCGUCAUGUUAGCCGAAUAGCCACCCCAAUUCUGUACGCAUCGUUCACGGGAGCUGUUACUCGACACGGUCUUACGCCUCUCAACCUGUUCCACGAAAGGACGUCGGCCUCUAAUGCUUCGGGUCGCAAAUGCAUAGAGUAUCUGCAGUAUGUAGAAGUCCGACUCGAAGAUGAUCAAGGCAACAGUCUUCGCGCCGAUACUCUUGAGCCGGAUGCCGUUUACCAGGCAGCAUAUUACUUUCAGUUACUAGCACAUAUCAUAAGCUGCGCGCCAAACUUACAACAUCUUUCUCUUGUCGUCCUCGAGACUGACAACGUUUCCUUUUGGAAACACAUUAUAACGGAAGAAGAUGCAACGGCUACGCUCACACAAACGACAGCGACUAGACAGGACUUCCAUAAGCUGCAAACUCUGUGUAUUCAGAUGCAUAUAGACGUUUCCAUCAACCAUAGUUCUGGAUCGUUCGACCAGAUCUGCUCCGUUAUGUCGAGGGCUCCCGUGCUUUCUGACUUCCGAGCUCAUGGUGUGGCAACAUUCGCGCUGCGAGCACAGCCGCCCGAGCUUAGCAUCUUCGGUAUGCUCAAACGUCUAGAGAUCACCGAGUGUAUGCUCGAGAUAGAGGAGGUCGCCAAGAUGUUAUCGGCGUGUAACGAGCUACAGCAUGUUGUUUGCACAUGGGCUUUCCUCGAUGACACGACCGGAACAAUACCAGAUCUCUUCAUCGCUCUUCUGCAUCACACCGAAACUUUGGAAAGCUUACGUCUCGAUUUGCGUCAAGUCAGAAUCGACGACGAUUUGGAUGAGUCUCAAUGCUUUGGUAGCUUUCUGCCGUUCAAAACUCUUAAGACAUUGGCUGUAUCGGAUUAUUGUCUUCCUGCGUUCUCUAAUCUAAUUCAUGAAGAUAGAACCCCCUGUUACGACAAGAAGGUGCCUCCACCUUUAAUGGCUGAGCUGCUACCACCGAGUUUGACAAGCUUCACAAUGCUAACCGGGGAACCCGAUGAAAUCUCAGGUGAAAGCUCAGAUCUUUCGCCCGACCUAUGGGUUUGGGUCAAGAAGUAUGCUUCGUCAGGCCUAAACCUGAAACACUUCAUCGUCGAAAGCUACGACGUUGAGAUAGAGGACCCUAGUAUCACGAAGGCCUUUUUGGACUUGGGUGUGCAAUUUGAGCUUAAGGAGGUAUCAGGAUAUGACUAG